Messenger RNA from Homarus americanus (American lobster), 820 nucleotides. RefSeq names its product tigger transposable element-derived protein 1-like. Gene Ontology annotation, cellular component: nucleus. The annotation marks the transcript as partial. The transcript is spliced from 3 exons. NCBI's taxonomy places the organism in Eukaryota, Metazoa, Arthropoda, Malacostraca, Decapoda, Nephropidae. The record is from RefSeq and is a predicted model, not a curated record. Gene Ontology annotation, molecular function: DNA binding.
AUGACCGGUGAAGCUGCCAGUGCUGAUACAGAUUCUGCUAAUAAAUAUCCUGCUGAGCUGGAGAAAAUUAUUGAUGAAGGAGGUUACUCACCAGAACAAGCGUACAAUGUUGACGAAACUGGGCUUUUCUGGAAGCGCAUGCCUGCUAGAACUUUUAUUUCCACUGAAGAAAAAUCAGCUCCAGGCUUUAAAGCAUCCAAAGAUUGUUUGACUCUUCUUUUGGGAGGAAAUGCUUCAGAAAGAUAUAAUGCCAGGUGUAACAUAUCUAAUAAAGCAUUGCUCCUCUUAGACAAUGCACCAAGCCACCCAGUAAAUUUCAAUGAUCUUUCUGAUAAUGUGAGAGUGGAGUCCAUCCCCAAGAACACAACUUCCUUGCUCCAGCCAAUGGAUCAAGGUGUGAUAGCUAACUUUAAGGCAUAUUAUCUAAGAAAAACUUUUUUGCAGCUCAUAAAAGCAAUUGAUGGGGAGGAUAAACCUACAAUUAGGGACUUCUGGAAAAAGUUCAACAUCUUGGAUGCUGUGGAUAAUAUAGCCAAGUCAUGGGAUGAAGUGAAAACCUCAGCUAUGAAUGGUUCAUGGAAAACAUAUGGCCAGAGUGUAUCCAUGAAUUUAAAGGAAGGUCUGCAAAUCUUUGCUGAUACCAACCCCAACCGUGAAAGGAACAUCAAGGUUGCAAGAGCAGUUAACAAUGCUCUCAGUUCCUACACUGAGCUGUACAAGGAGAAGGUGCGCCGUAAACGUCAAACAACAUUGGAUGAGUUAUUCACCGUCAGAGCAAAGCCUAAAGCAGAUGAUGAUUUACAGGGCAGGGCAGAAGAGG